UUUACUCCUCACUGCAAAAGUUAAUUUGAAAGUCUGCGCAAAAAUCAAUGUAUUUCAUGUACUCGGAAGGUAGUAUUGAGAAGCUAAAUAGUAUCUACUAUGAAUGAGGUGCCAAAAAGUAAUAAAAGUUGAUUAAAUUAACGCAACCAUGAACCAGUUCAGCAACGGUUCCGUUUUUACCCCGUCGGCAAGUGGUCCGUCUGGCACAAAAAGUUCUACCACCGCCCAUCAGCUGCCAUUGUCUGAUCUCGAAAAAUCAUCCGCCCGAAAAGCCCGAAAAGAGGCGGAAAAACAGAAAAAGCAAGCGAAGAAGUACGAGGAACAGCUGAAAAAGAUACGCGGUCCGAAAAGUCAGAAAAUCCAGAUCAUCGAUGAGAGCUUCCUGGAGAAGUACAACAAUGCUCAAUCUUUACCACCGGGGCCAAGUCUAAAAACAAAGAAACGUUCCAAGAAAACACCCAGCGAUAUUGUACAAAUUAAUUUGUCUGACUGUAUCCGGGAUCGUUUGUCACUCGCGGAGAGAGGUGACGGCAAACCGGGAGGUGAAACGAAGACUGUGGUAAAACCGGUAGUCCCGAUUGCAAUAACUCAACCGAUUGUUCUGCAUAAAGGGAAACAACGGGAGGUGCCGAAGGAAAAAAAGCUCACGAGGUUGAAAAAGGAAAUUAUAAAUAAUCGAAAAAGCAAACAGGAAUCUCUUACGGUCGGUGGAAGCGAUCAACCGUUAGACAAUGGAGAACAGGAAGUUUCGAAAACUGCAGGAAAUGUGCUGCAAUCAGCUAAGAGUUCUAACGAUAUGCAACCCGUGCAGAAGUGCAAUAUUAAAUUUGGAGUUUCGCCGUUUCUUAAGGCUAUAGAAAAGUGUUGUUCCAGUGAGGAUAUGGUUCCGCCGAGCGUUGGUUCGGAAGAUUAUCAUAACGGAUUCCCUGCUCUUAAUGAUACCGUUAAAACUGUCGAAAAAAUUCAGCAUUCCAGAGCAUUUAGAGGGUACUGUGAUCAUCUAAUCACGGACGAAUUGCGCAACCAUACGGAAGUAUUGGUAACAAAGCUGUUCCAAUUUCAGGCAAAUGCUUACAGCAAAAAUCCGAUUAAAGCUGUUAGCAAUAAACGUUAUUGUGUCGGCUUCAACGAAGUACUGAAGUAUUUAGAAACGCAUAAAAUUAAGCUGGUUCUGAUAGCACCAGAUUUGGAACCGAAUGACAGUAUUGAUCAGCUGGUUGAACGAGUCAAGUCAAUCUGCCGUCAGGCUCGAGUACCAUACGUAUUCGGACCGAAACGUAGAAAGCUUGGUUUUUAUCUGAUGAAGAAGGUCCCGGUAAGUUGCUUGGGUGUACUCAGCUAUAGUGGGGCAGACGAAACGGUGAAGCGAAUGCUUGAAAUAACUGAGCAGGAGCGUGUUAAUUACAGGAAUUUUGUUGUUGAAGCUCAAUAGUUGCAGCAAGUAGGUCACCCUGUGACCCUUCCUCGAGGCCAAAAGUGGAAUUCUAGUCAAACUUCCAUUACAUUCCUACAUGACCUCUUCCUUCCUAUUUCGAAACUAUCUAUGUGUGCAAUGUAAAAUACCUAUACUACCCCUCCCGCUACUCUCCCAAACUUAUCUGAAUUAUGUCUUAUAGCUGUGUCCGGCGGUGAGUAGCAUAUUUCAGCCGAUAUUUUUCUGAUCGGCUAAUUAUGUAGUAUCUCUAUACUGUGGUUAUAUGCAAAUGCAAGUCAAGGGAUUCCGAAUGUAUCUGUGUUUAGGUGUUGUGCCACUGAUACCGAGACCAGCCAGGCGGUAAAGCUGUUCACAGUAAAAUAUAUCAGUAAU
Sabethes cyaneus is the source of this 1807-nucleotide messenger RNA. It is a transcript of the gene Sbp2, whose product is annotated as selenocysteine insertion sequence-binding protein 2. The coding region runs from base 149 to 1432 and encodes 427 amino acids. The record is from RefSeq and is a predicted model, not a curated record. Gene Ontology annotation, cellular component: ribonucleoprotein complex. Lineage: Eukaryota; Metazoa; Arthropoda; Insecta; Diptera; Culicidae. Gene Ontology annotation, molecular function: ribonucleoprotein complex binding; mRNA 3'-UTR binding; selenocysteine insertion sequence binding. Gene Ontology annotation, biological process: selenocysteine incorporation. The transcript has 2 exons.